Messenger RNA from Marmota flaviventris (yellow-bellied marmot), 797 nucleotides. RefSeq names its product dicarbonyl and L-xylulose reductase (gene Dcxr). Gene Ontology annotation, biological process: xylulose metabolic process; glucose metabolic process. Gene Ontology annotation, molecular function: L-xylulose reductase (NADPH) activity; carbonyl reductase (NADPH) activity. NCBI's taxonomy places the organism in Eukaryota, Metazoa, Chordata, Mammalia, Rodentia, Sciuridae. The record is from RefSeq and is a predicted model, not a curated record.
AUGGAGCUGGGGCUUGCGGGCCGUCGGGCGCUGGUCACCGGCGCUGGCAAAGGCAUCGGGCGCAGCUUGGUCCAGGCGCUGCAUGCGGCGGGCGUACGGGUGGUGGCUGUGAGCCGGACCCAGGCCGACCUGGAUAGCCUUGUCCGCGAGUGUCCUGGAGUGGAGCCCUUGUGUGUGGACCUGGCAGACUGGGAGGCCACUGAGCACACCCUGGGCAGCGUGGGCCCCGUGGACCUGCUGGUGAACAAUGCUGGCGUGGCACUGUUGCAGCCCUUCCUGGAGGUCACCAAGGAGGCCUUUGACACGUCCUUUGAUGUGAACCUGAGGGCUGUCAUCCAGGUGUCCCAGAUUGUGGCCAGGGGCAUGAUUGCACGGGGAGCCCCCGGGGCCAUUGUGAAUGUCUCCAGUCAGGCCUCCCAGCGUGCACUUCCCAAUCACACUGUCUACUGCUCUACCAAGGGUGCUCUGGACAUGUUGACCAAGGUGAUGGCCUUAGAGCUCGGGCCGUACAAGAUCCGAGUGAAUGCAGUAAACCCCACAGUGGUGAUGACACCCAUGGGCCAGGCCAACUGGAAUGACCCCCACAAGGCCAAAGUCAUGCUGGACCGCAUCCCACUUGGCAAGUUUGCAGAGAUGGAGAAUGUGGUGGACACCAUCCUUUUCCUGCUGAGUGAUCGAAGCAGCAUGACCACAGGCUCCACUGUGCCCGUGGACGGGGGCUUCCUAGCUACCUGAGCCCGCCCACUCAGCCCCAUACUUAGCCUUCCCCUGCCCUCCAAUAAACCUCAUUCUUCAGC